AUGCCUCCAUUCAGUUAUGCUAGCUUACCUCCACUCGAUUCGAGCACUAUUCGCCUAAUUUCUCUUAUGCCCAGUAGAAACGAAACCGCUGCUCUACAAGGCCAACUUCACAACUAUUCUCUCCAAGAUUCGGACAAAGAAACCUAUUUAUACGAAGCUUUGUCGUACGUAUGGGGUGGCUUCGAUGAUCCUCUACAUUGUAUCUAUAUAGAUGGGGGUUCUCUCUCCACCACAGCGAAUCUGCAUGCAGCCUUGCUACGUCUUCGAAAUCACACUCUUGAACGAGUCAUAUGGGUAGAUGCUCUCUGCAUCAAUCAGCAAGAUGAUCAAGAGAAAGGUCUCCAGAUUCAAUUGAUGCCGAGGAUCUAUGGCCAAGCAGCCCAGGUCAUUGUUUAUUUCGGAGAAGCUGCGGAUGACAGUGAUAUGGCUCUUGAGAGCAUACGAGUUGCAGCAGAUGAUGAGAACGAACAGCCUACAAAUUCAUUGGCCAGCAACAAGAACCAAGAGUCAAUCCUCAGGUUACUUAAAAGACCAUGGUUUCAGCGCAUCUGGGUUCUCCAGGAGGUCGGCUUGGCUCGAAGUAUCUGA
Messenger RNA from Botrytis sinoallii, 588 nucleotides. RefSeq lists its product as uncharacterized. NCBI's taxonomy places the organism in Eukaryota, Fungi, Ascomycota, Leotiomycetes, Helotiales, Sclerotiniaceae. The transcript is spliced from 2 exons. The coding region runs from base 1 to 588 and encodes 195 amino acids. The record is from RefSeq and is a predicted model, not a curated record.